Molecule: messenger RNA, 1513 nt
Organism: Plutella xylostella (diamondback moth)
Lineage: Eukaryota; Metazoa; Arthropoda; Insecta; Lepidoptera; Plutellidae
Gene: Teh3
Product: tipE homolog 3 phospholipid transfer protein
Biological process (GO): regulation of sodium ion transport
Cellular component (GO): plasma membrane
Molecular function (GO): sodium channel regulator activity
Source: RefSeq, a predicted model, not a curated record
GCGCCCUGCCCCGGCGCGCCAGUCCCGGCCGCCCGCCCGACCGCUCGCCCGGCCGUCGCCAUGCCUAAACCAACACCCAUCGAAGACCUCAUCAUCCCGCCACAAGACCAAAAAAUAUGCGGGACCAUCUGCAUCUGUCAAAUGACCGCUGUCCUCAGCACAGUCGCCAUCGUCUACCUGACUGUCGCCAUCUACAUGCCCUACACUCGAGCCAUCGCGUCAGGCAUCGACCCGACCCCCAUCAUGUGUUCCACCACACGGGCCGUUAACAAAGACAACUGCGACUGGGGAUCCUGCGGCGAGUGGUGCCUCAGCAAGACCUCAGGCGCCUGCAUCCAAAUCUACGUGAACGUACGCAAGAACGGUUCGUCCUUGCUUCUCGCUGAUUGCGGCAGUGCUGCCAACAAAACAUGUUACGGCAUAGACCAGGAAAACGCUAAGAAAUACCACUGCAUCCGCGAUGAGUGCAAAAAUCUCACAGGCACUUUCAACUGUACAGAAGGGAAGUGUAUAAACAUAACAGAUGCAUUCGAGUGCGCUUUUCGAGAUACGGAUCCACCGUUAAAAUGCUCGGGACGUCGAGGAAAAAUAACAUGUAUAGACGUGCAUGGAUUGUUUUCCUGUGAAAGAGGAACAUGUCGAAGAAUCAGAACUCCUUACAACUGUGAUCGUCGCUGUGUUGACAUUCCGACCCGGAACAAGAAUGUUAUUGUGCUAAGCGGCGAUCGAGUGUUUCUUGCUAGAUGCGGAAAAAUAGUGGAUCAAGCCAACGCAACAAAGGAAGUAUGGAUCGACAAUGGUGAAGAUGUUGUUAUGUUGUCGUGUCACUUCGUCCAAAACGGCUCCGCUGGUGUGGUGGCCGUCGAUUGCAUCAAUGCUGCCUUGUUACCAAAAAUAGAAAUAUCAGAUUUGACUAAUUUCACAUACUUGCAAUACCUGUACACUGUCAGAGCGACACCCAACAGAGACAUAGCACCAUCUGAAGUGGAAUUAACGCUGAAGAAUGACAGCCGACUAAUGAUCAACCUUGAAGGAUGCGUCAACACUCUAGCCGAUGAAUGCAAAGAGUUCCUAAAAGACUACGGUCGCGACGGUACAGAUCACAACGCCAAAGCUCGCUUCCCUUGUUUCUACACGGAGUACAGUGCGGAGACAGUGGUCGCAAGAUUUGACCUGGAGACUACGUAUCGCCAGUUCGUAGUGGCGCUAGUCCUGCCAACGGUGUUGAUCAUCGUGUCAUGUAUAACGCUGAUAUUCUGUCAGAGGACAGUAGAAGUAGGUGACGACGCUAAGAUGCGUAUCAAGUUCUGCGGCGCUGGCUCGACCGAAGCGCAGUGCCAUCCGACCGAUCCUGUGUCUCCACUCUGAGAUCAGUCACGUGUUCCCCUCCUAUGCGAGGGACCGGCUAGUUCACUAAGAGACGACUAAAUGCUUAGCAUGCCGCCCACUUCUGCCUCCUGAGCCUGAGCCUCGCACUCCGACGCCAUGUCAACUUUAAGCAGAUCGCGGGCCA